This is a messenger RNA of Solenopsis invicta (red fire ant), 3295 nucleotides long. It is a transcript of the gene PGAP1, whose product is annotated as GPI inositol-deacylase. Gene Ontology annotation, molecular function: phosphatidylinositol deacylase activity. The record is from RefSeq and is a predicted model, not a curated record. Gene Ontology annotation, cellular component: endoplasmic reticulum. Bases 233 to 2914 code for a protein of 893 amino acids. The transcript has 11 exons. Gene Ontology annotation, biological process: endoplasmic reticulum to Golgi vesicle-mediated transport; GPI anchor metabolic process. NCBI's taxonomy places the organism in Eukaryota, Metazoa, Arthropoda, Insecta, Hymenoptera, Formicidae.
UUAUUUUUACAUCGUGUAUUUGGCCGGAAAAUUGACCUAAAGGUCCUUUAAAUUACGGUCUGUAUGAAUCAGGCUUUACACAUUUCAUGUGCGAGACUUAAAACACCGCGCAUGCGUUUAAAUUUUAUUUGAAUUUUUUUCAAUGUCGGAAGAAAUUAUAACCUAUAUUCUCUAUGAAAACUGAUGUGAAUGAUAGGAACUUAAUUUGGUUCGAAAAGGUCAAGUGCUGAAAAUGAUCUCAUUAAAUCGGAUAAUAAUCUGUGGCUCACUAAUACCAUUUUUUAUUAUGCUCACUGUACUCUAUGUUAUUGGAGUUGCAAGAUAUAUCACCGACUUUGAGGAAAAUACAUGUGAAAUGACAUAUAUGUUCGAGUAUCCGCAGUACGUGAGAAUAUCUUUGAAAAAUGAUAUAGAAGAGAAAUAUCCACGAUUUGGAUUAUAUGCUUAUGGAGAAGGUUUUCUAACAGAAAGAUUGAGAAGAAUGCACUUUACUGGUAUACCAGUUCUUUUUGUACCAGGCAAUGCUGGUUCUCAUGAGCAAGUACGAUCUAUCGCUUCAGUAAGUUUAAGAAAAAGCCGAAAGACUUUUCACUUUGACUUUUUUACUGUUUCAUUCAGUAAGGAUUAUUCUGCAUUGUAUGGAGGCGUGCUCAUGGAACAAACUGUAUAUGUCUCACAUUGUAUAAAGGCAAUACUAGCUUUGUACAAGGGCAAGAUGAACAAUGUCAUAUUGAUUGGUCAUUCUAUGGGUGGCAUUGUGGCGAAAGGAGCUUUAUUGCUAGCGCCAAAUAUGAAUGUUUCAUCUGCAAGUAUGAUAAUAAAUUUGGCUACUCCUCAUACUCCCUCUCUAGUCCUCGAUAGUAUCUUCGCCAAUUAUUAUUACAAAUUGGAAAAAUAUUUGUACAAAAUUAAGGAUGCGGGAGUUAAAGUAGUAUCGAUUGGAGGUGGGCCACGUGAUAUACUUGUAUCUGCUGCACAAACUUUCGAUCGCACAGCGGAUAUAAAUGUUCUUUCUACGAGUGUACCGACCGUUUGGAAAUCCACCGAUCAUUUGAGUAUUCUGUGGUGUAAACAACUAGUGUUCGCAGUUGUUCGAUCGCUAUUUGAUUCCGUGGAUCAUUCGGCGAAACCGCCUAAAAUUACAUCAAGCCCUGAUUUGAAAAUGGAGUCCCUGUCCUAUCACUUUUUACAACAUACUUCGGGCAAGAAAUUAUAUCAUUAUACGGAAAAAGUUCAGUUUGAAGUUGAUGGUGAGUGGGUGAGCAUACCUCAACAGUAUGUCUGGAAUAAUAAGAACGGAGCUAAAAAAUUAUCUACUAUAUAUCUUGCGGUGGAACUGUUUCACAAAUCUGACUUCUUAACCAUUGAUGCGAUAAAUUUACAAAACAAGGAUUGGCUGUUUGUGUGCUCGUCAUUAAAAAAACAAGAUCAAAAAAAAAUUUGCGAAUGGGGUUGGAAUUUGACAAAUAGUACAAGACUUAUACCUGAUCCUUUAUAUCGACCAAGAAGGACUAUCGAUUUAGAUCUGAGAGAAAUAAAAUAUCCACACGUUACGCAUGCUAUUGUGAGAAUAACUCCAGAAGAUUUGGAGAAACACCUUACAAUCAGCUUCGAUUCCUAUUUCUACAAUAAUCGAAUUGAAUCUACAAGAAAUAAAUUCUUACAUCCUAAAUAUCUCUUUGGCUUUCGCGGGCCUAAUUUGAUUGAAACCAUGAAGAGAAGUGUAAGAUAUUAUAUAACACUUCUCAACAUCAUAGACGCAGUUACAAUUGAAUUGAAAUCGCCGAAUUGUCCUAAGUAUCAUGCCAUCGUCGAAUUGUUAGAGCCGAAUGUUGGGUCGACGCAAUCGAGAAUUUUCACGAACACAGACGAUGGUCCGAAAACAAUGAAAAUGCAGACGCUCUACGGACGUUCUAAUGAUACAGCAAGUUUGAGAAUGACGUUAGAACCAGAGUGUGUUUAUAUGAUCAAUGUUCAACCUGGAGGGAUCAUUGACAAGAUUUCUUGUAGAAUACGGGAUCGUUGGCCAUUGCUUUACAUGGCUAUUAUUAGUUUACUCCUACUUUUCAUAUCUAUAAGGAUACAUUACGAUUCAGACACAUUACCGACGAUAAUCAUUACCGUAAUAUUGUCCUUUAUUUUUAACGUUACUUAUGAAACCUGUAUUGCUUUAUGUAUCAUUGGUAUAUCUGCCAUUGGUGUGUGUCUCUCUGUCAUAUUUCUUGGCUCGGUUGCACAUGGAAUAGCUGUUAGGUUUAUAGCACGUGCAAUAGCGUUCUCGAUAACGUGGUCAGACUGGUUAUUGACUGGUUUAAAUCAGCUACCAUUUAUUAUAACUGUUCUCGUGCUAUCUUUAAUUCCAACAACAUGUGGAGCUCUUGGUAUGCUCAUUUCAGUAUUCCUUUAUUUUUUGAAAUUGACAAAGAUGUAUGAAGAUUACUUGGAGGAUAUAUUACUGGCUCCGCUCCAACAUUUCAAUUGGUUUAAACGUUUGAAGAGUAAAAAGAAUGCAGAAGAAAAUAAAGAUAGAAGUAUUAGUCAAGAAAUAUACAAUCAUCUUAUCCUGUUUUUGUUAUGUACUUUUGCUGCAAUUCCAGCAGUUCCAUCUGUCCUAGUUUGGGCGAAAAAUUUCAGUUACGACAUGAGACUCUCUACAGAAGAUCCUGUCCUUAUGGCAAGUUGGACAGUAUUAGCUGUUUGCAGUAUAUUAGGUAUUGUACAGAUUUCUCCUAACCAUAAGGGAUAUCGUUCGCUUAUAUUAAGCAAUCUGUUGCGUUUCACAAGUUGGGUAAUUCUAUCCAUGACAGCAGCCCCACAUCCGUCCUUUUAUCAAUGGUGUAUGCCACCUAUUACUGCCAUAAUAGUGAUGCUCAUCACACUAAAUUCCAUAAUUCCUUAUGGACAAUCUAAUUAAAAUACUAUUUGAUAGAAAUUACGUUUACAGUUUACUGUGAUUGGCAGAAAUGUUUACAUAUAGCUUUUGUACGGUUUAUCGUUGAUUUUGUAUAAAAAUUUGAAUUCAUGAUUGUGGCAGCAUUUUUAAAAUUUGUAUUAUGUUUCUAAUAUUAUAAAUUAAACGAUAAUAACAACACACAUUGACAUACAAGUAUUAUUUUAUGUAAGAGAAAUCAAAAUGUAAUCAUGCAAAUAAGAUAAAACUUACUUUAUGGCAACUUGUUCGUACAUAUCACAUUAACAAUAGUUGUAAAAUAACCGAAAGAUAUUUAUAGCUAUAUGUAUAUAAUACAAUAACUUAACUCUUAACUUAUUGUGAUAUAAUAUAUGUGAGAUAAUA